AUGGUGGCGGCAGGGUUUACGACUGAGGAUGGAGUCGAUGAGGUUGAGGGGAGUCAAAGGUGGCAGCGGUAUUGGAGGUUCCUAGCAAGGCUCCACAGAGAGAGAGAGAGAGAGAGCCCCACCGGCAAUUCAAGAAUCUCCACCGCCUCCUCCGCCCUCUACUCCGACAACCAGUCCCUAAUCGCCGAGAUUAGAAAAUCCAUCAACAUAUUCAAGACCAUCGCCGUCGAUCUCGAGAAGAACGAGAAGACCGACAAAGUGAAGCAGUUGGAAGAGGGCGUUCUUGAGCUCCUGGAGACCUACGAUGAUUGCGCUCGAUUCUCUGACGCGAUCAAAUCGAUGGGAGAAUCUUAUCAACCUUCUGACGAGCCUACUGAUUUUAGGAAGGUGUUGGAGGACGAGGUGGCGAAGCUGAAGGCGGCAUCGCCUUCUGUUCCGGCUAGCAAUCCCUUGUACCGGAAUUUCAAAGAAGCUGUUUGGAGUGUUCAUCAUGCAGGUCAACCCAUGCCCGGAGAGGAACAGGAAGAUAUAAUAAUGACUAGUACACAAAACAAUAUCUUAAACAUCAUGUGCCCAAUAACUGGAAAGCCAGUCAUCGAACUCCAAGAUCCAGUUCGCUGCAUGGAUUGCAAACAUAUUUAUGAGAAAGGUGCAAUUAUGCAGUAUAUAAGAAAGAAAAAGCCGCAGCCAACAUGCCCUAUUGGAGGCUGCCCCAGAAUUUUGCAAGCAGCAAGAAUUGUCUGUGAUCCCGAACUACUUGUUGAAAUAGAGGAGAUGCGUGCAACGUAUAACACUGAGGUGCAUGCCACUGCAGUAGAGGAUUUCACUGUAAUUGAUGAUGAAUGAGAUGUUUUGCUCAAAUUGGAUUAGUUAUCUUACUCCCCUGUAGAAAUGAUAACACACAACUUCUAUAAGCAUUCAUGUCAUCCUUAGUGACAAUCCUUUGACAUGAUCCUAUGCGUUUUGUAUUUAGCUGAUUUAUCUUACUUGAUAUUGAAGCAUAAUAUUGGUUGUUCUAUCUAAUUAAUACCUAACUAUUUCACUUCAACGAGAGGAUUUUUUUUU
Messenger RNA from Asparagus officinalis (garden asparagus), 1065 nucleotides. RefSeq names its product E3 SUMO-protein ligase MMS21. Gene Ontology annotation, cellular component: nucleus; Smc5-Smc6 complex. Lineage: Eukaryota; Viridiplantae; Streptophyta; Magnoliopsida; Asparagales; Asparagaceae. The coding region runs from base 1 to 846 and encodes 281 amino acids. The transcript has 7 exons. Gene Ontology annotation, molecular function: zinc ion binding; SUMO ligase activity. Gene Ontology annotation, biological process: protein sumoylation; double-strand break repair via homologous recombination. The record is from RefSeq and is a predicted model, not a curated record.